GCAGCGGGGCGCGAUGCCCGAUGCCCGCCCGGGGCUGAGCGGGUGGGAGCGCUGCCAUGAGCGGAGCCCGGCGCCUCGCCCAGGGAGCUCCGCUGUCCCGCAGUGAGCGCUCUGCGCCGAGUGUCUCUUGUCCCCUGCAGCACGCUGCCAGCUGGCUUUGGAGAGGGAUUCCCUUUGCCUGCCAGCGCGGAGGGCUGUAGGACAGGCUGCGCUGGCGGAGGGCAGGGGGCACAGCUGGGAGCGGCUGUGCGGAGCCGUGCCCCGCCGCCGUGUACCUGGGGUGCUGGAUGCGAGCUCCGCGCAGCUCCGCCGAGCGUAGCGGCAGCGGCGCGGCAGAUGCAGAUGCGUGCGUGUGUGUAUGCUUAACCCUUUCUUGGCUCCUCGGAUUUGUACCAUGCUGAAGAUCCUCACCAAAAAGCUCAGGAACCAGAGUUUGAACGAAAUUCAACCUUUCCAGCUAAAGAUCUCCUAUCCCCCAAGUGAUGAGGACAGCGAUGACUCUGAGGGAGAGAAUCAGGAACUUGCUCAGAUCGACAGAGAGAGAAGACGGAAUUGUACCCUGACUCCUCUGGCCACCAACCAGCUCCAGAACCAGGAGAACCAAUGCUGCAAGGUCCGGGCCCUCUUCCACGCCAGCCUUGACCGCCACAGCUCGGAGGAGGAGCUGGAGCGCAUCAACCGAGAGUUUGCCGCGGAGAAGCGGAAGUGGUCCCAGGUCAGCCGGCUCACCUGCUGCAGCGACGGCAGCAACGCGUCCUCCAGCGACGAGGAAGUGAAGAACUUGUGCUCCAUGUCCUUCCGGCCUGUGGCGGAGCAGGGCGAUGGCCUCCAGGCCAGCCCGAGCCCCGUGCUGUUCAGUGCCUCCCCUCCCAAGAGACUCCAGCCCCUGGUGCGCAGCCCGGCCUCCGGACCUUUAAUCUUCACAAGCGUUGGGGCAGGCCUUGAGCAAGUCAUGCCUUGUAAGAGACAUCGGCAAGGAUAUGGGGAUAAGGUCAGCAGGCCCAGCCUCGACCUGGAAAAAAUGCAGCAGAAGAUGCUGCUCAAGAAGAAUUGUGGAGCGAAGACUAGAGUAAUUAAAAUUCGUAGCAUCAACGGAGGCCGCCCGCCACCCCACUUUAUGUAUGAUCCCUCCACUUUUGCCUUCCGUUCCCUCAGCACCUUGAAGCCGCUGAGCCCGAUAGCUCCAGUGGAAGAACCGUCAUGUGCCUACUGAAGGAGUUGCUCCAAAAAACCUCAGGAACUAUCAACCAGUGUCCUGCCUGGCAGGGAGAAGGGGAGGUGGUGAUACUCAAGGGGAGGGGUGGGAGAAGAAGGGGCAAUGGCACAUCUUUGCAAUGCAGCUGCUCUGGCAGGAGGAAGCAAAUGGCUCGGUAGCAGUGCCUGUUCUCAUACCACUGAUGGAUCCAAGCAGUGGCAGAUGUAGUGAGUUUUGUCUUUCAGGGCAAAGCAAACCACUCAGGUCCACAAAUGGCCAGAGCUACCCCCAAGGCAGAGUCAAACAUGAGGGUGGUGGUGAAUGAAGAUAUCCAGAAGGUGUUCAGGGGUUAGUAUGACCUGCAUGGCAGCAGGGAUGAGUGAUGAAGCUGUGAAACCAAAUCCAGUCAGUUUCCCAAGGAUACCUAGGUCUGCAGUGCUUUGCUAUAGACCUGACACUUCUCCCUCUCAAAAGUGAGCUCAGGGUCGGAGACAGAGGCUAUACAGAGCUGCUUGCAAAACAAGAAGAUCCCUCUCUGAGACUGUUACAAUUGCAUUCACAUCAAGCUCUCUUAAGUGGAAAACCCUAGGACAGGGAGGUGUGUGGAGGAGUAACUGGCUCAUUUAGCUGUGCAUUCCAGAUUAUCUACUGGCAGCUCAGUGAUACUGUCCAAAAAGAGACUGAAAUAGGUGAGUGAGAUAUCCAUAUGUAGAUCUGGGGUUAGAAUAAAAUUCUAGAAUUGGAAGGUCUGUGUUGAGCCAUCCAGGAAAACUCAGCACCCACCUUCAGUCCUCUCAGCAUCAUCAAAGAGAAGAACUUGAGGGGGUGACUGUGUGCUCAUGGAUCUCCUCUCUGCUGAGGCAGUGUGUGUUCUGGGGUAUGUAACACCUCUCCAUGGUAUUGUCCCACUGCAUGAUGAUGGAGGUAACUGGUACUACCAAACUCAAACCAAUUUAAUUUCUCCAGCAAGCUUUCCACAGCCCUUGUUUAGGCUAGCUGUUAAAUUCAGGUACACUCUUCUGGUAUCAGUGGAACAAUAUUCCCAGAUGAAGCAAGGAAUGGGAAAAAGCAGUCCAUUUUGUGGCUGUUGGUGGAAGAAACAGGAGGGGAGUUUGAGUGAAGGUGGGGGACAUUUCCUCACAGUUCUGAGGCUGUUGGAACCAUGCUAAGCCUUGCUACCACGGGUGUUUGACUGGGAUCUGUCCUUGAGGCAUGUGUGUGUUUUGUGCCACAAGGCAGGAGUUAAUUGCUCUUGCCUCUCCUGUUGAGUCAGAGGAACAAGGCCUUUCCUCUUGCUGCACCUGGUGGAGAGAGUAAGCUCUUUGUGCAGGUAUUCCCCACCAUGAGCCUGUAUCUGAGUGCGAGGGGAAGCAACUAGUUUAGUGUUUAUCCAGAUCAAGAGGAACAACUGUGAGUAAUACAAAAUAUUUUUUUGUUUUUUAAAUCUGCCUCAGUGUAGAGUCUUUGAUGCUGCUCUUUGAUUGAGACCAAUGGUCAGUCCAGCUGCCAGUAGGAGGCUACCCAGUGAACUGGUCUGGGCCCUUCACUGACGCCCCUGGGGGAAGUCCAGAGGCUGUAGGCUUGGGGACCUGAAUCCCCCACCCCACCCUCUUCUCCCUAACUCCUGUCAUUCAGGCAGGCAGAGCAGCUGGGCAAGGUGGUGAGGGGACAUGUGUCCUGAUAUUGUCCCAGCUCUGCCUGCUCUUUGGUUCCAGGCUGUUACAGCUGGGCCACCCCUUGCACCAGCACCACCUCCAAGAGGACACUUGUAUUUACUGGUGAGGGACCUCUGGCAGACCCUCAUGGUUCCCUGUAAGUCUCUGUUGCCAAGAGAGCGCAAUUCCUCUGCUGAUUCCUCCUGCCCCCUGUAGAAAUUCUGCUUAUCUUGUUUUGAUGGCACACCUCAGCUUUUUAACUGCUGCCAGACUGAGCUGACCAGUGCAGGACAGGAAGCAUUUCUCCUUUGGACCAAAUCCCUGUGCUCAGGAGAUGGGACAGCAAUAGCCUGGUCACUAUCUGAGAGGCACAUUCCUUGUGCAGAGGGCUGGGGUGGCAGCCCCUGCACGGCCCUGCAGCCUCAAGCUUUGCCCAGCAAGAGCUGCCGAGGCACUGGGGCCCAGAGGUGCGUUCCUGCCAGCCAGCAGGUGGGGCAGGCUGCCUUGCCCCGGGUGGGAGCAGGGAACAGGGAUGUCCUGCCCGAUAUCAUUGCCUUUUACUACUUUUGUAACUUUUCUGUCUUUUUCAGUCAGAAGAAAAAAUAAUAAUAAUAAAAAAAUUUAAAA
Hirundo rustica (Barn swallow) is the source of this 3477-nucleotide messenger RNA. RefSeq lists its product as uncharacterized. Bases 359 to 1213 code for a protein of 284 amino acids. The transcript has 6 exons. The record is from RefSeq and is a predicted model, not a curated record. Lineage: Eukaryota; Metazoa; Chordata; Aves; Passeriformes; Hirundinidae.